Messenger RNA from Corylus avellana, 674 nucleotides. RefSeq names its product cysteine-rich TM module stress tolerance protein (gene WIH1). Gene Ontology annotation, cellular component: plasma membrane. The record is from RefSeq and is a predicted model, not a curated record. NCBI's taxonomy places the organism in Eukaryota, Viridiplantae, Streptophyta, Magnoliopsida, Fagales, Betulaceae.
GAUAUUUUCCAGGAUGUCCGAAAGUUGAAAAAAGUUGUUGGGUUGCCGACAGCUUUAUUCUUCUUUAUUGCUAAAGCUGAACGACACCGUGUGCCUCGCCGUAAUUCUUCGUAAGAGGUAGUCGGUUUGGGCAGUACUGAAAGAAACUUCCUUCAGGUUCUAGACUCUGCCACCUUCCUUCGCCGCCUUUAUUUAUUUCUAUAUAAAGCAUCCCCAGAAGGCAAAGGCUCACACUUUCCCUAAUUCGUUCUGAGAAUCUUUGUUUUGAAGAGAUCGAGAUCAUGAGUUACUACAACCAGCAGCCUCCAGUUGGUGUUCCUCCUUCUCAAGGUACGAUAGGGUAUCCAAAGGAUGCUUAUAAUCCUCCACCAGGGUACCCUGUCCAAAGCUACCCCCCGCCGGGGUAUCCGCCGCAGCAGGGGUAUGCUCCACCCUACAGCCAGACCCAGCCUCCUCCUAGGCAAGAAACCAGCUGCCUUGAAGGAUGUUUAGCGGCUCUAUGUUGUUGUUGCCUUCUGGAUGCUUGCUUCUGAGAAGAACCUUCAACGAUUCAGGCGUGGUGAUUCGUAGGGGGCAUAAUUAAUAUUAUAUAUAAUGUUAUGUGAAGACUAGAUUCAUGUUUAUUCUUCCUUCUAAUGUCUUUAAGUUGAUAUAUAUAAUUGAUCAUUGGGAUA